Dendronephthya gigantea is the source of this 2783-nucleotide messenger RNA. Its product is annotated as ubiquitin-protein ligase E3A-like. Bases 90 to 2447 code for a protein of 785 amino acids. The record is from RefSeq and is a predicted model, not a curated record. The transcript has 11 exons. Gene Ontology annotation, biological process: protein polyubiquitination. Gene Ontology annotation, molecular function: ubiquitin protein ligase activity. NCBI's taxonomy places the organism in Eukaryota, Metazoa, Cnidaria, Anthozoa, Malacalcyonacea, Nephtheidae.
CCGGCUCAUGGUGGCAUGCCUGUUUCUUUUCCCUCGAAUUAUGUUGUAUUCUACAAAAUUGGUUUGUGUUCUACGGAUUUAGAAGGACAAUGUUCUCCAAACAAGGUGAUGGAAGUUGUGAUAGUGAGAAAAGGCCAGAUAUCGCUGAGUGCUCAAGUGACGCAAGCUCCACCAGAAAAAAACUGCUAUUUCAAAACCUCCUUCAGAGGUAUUACCAUCAAGUGACUAAUGGUUGUGGUAAAAAAAACUGUGAGAACAAAUCAUGCGCUCAGAACAGGUCAACACCUGUUGGCAACGAUGAAGGAGCUGCUAUCGCUUUGCAGUUAUUCAAAGAAAGAGCGAAUCUUUGUGUUGCAGAACUUCCUAUAGAUGGUAAAAGACCAAAAGGUCAAGAAACAAAAAUUCCAGAAAAAGAAGAGCAACAUUUGACAGAGGAAAAACUAAAUGAGCUCAUAAUUGCUUGUGAAAGAGAUGACAAUUUUAAGCCAUUAGUUAGACUUCUUGGAGAUGUCUUCACUAAAUCUUCAUCACUAAGCAAAAGUUUUCCUGCAAAGUCCGGCAAUGCAGACGCUGUUGACUUCGAGUCGGUCAGAACAACAUACGAAACAUUGUCUAACCUGCAGAACCCUGCCGUUGAAAAUACUCUAGUUAACUCUCUGGGAACAUUGUCAACAUCCAUCGAAGUUGAAUUAAAACGCAAGUCGCAUGUUGGUAAUUCCAAUUAUUUCAAACUAUUUCUCAUCAUCUUUGAAAAUCCUUAUUUGAAUCAGCCGGAAUACUUGGAGAACGCUCUGCCGUGUUUUUGCAAAGCUGUGUCGUUACUUCCCUUCAAUAUUCAAGUGCAGCUAGUCCUCGAGUGGAAGAAACACUCGAAAGAUUCGUUGAAAAGGAAAGUUGAAAUGCUCCAGCAUCUUAUAACGCUUCGUGUGAUUGAUGGCCCAUCAUCAAGGUGCAGUUCCGUCACCGUCAACGAAGAUCCAGUCAUAGCUCAUGUUACGAAAUGUUUGAAACUGUUUUACUGCGCUUCGCUUUUGGGAGGAAAGUUUGAUCACUUGAGUUCAACGGAAGAGGCUAUGGAUACGGGCGAGUCUGAUGAAGAGGACACCUUGGUAAAAAGACUUGAUUUGGAUGCAUUGGACUGUAGGGAACCCCUACUACCUUUUGACGAGUUCAUCAACGAGCCAUUGAACGAAGAGAUCGCCGUAGACCGAGAUUUUACUUUGUAUAAAACAAAAGAGGGUUUUUCCUUCAUGGAUUGUAACUUUAUUCUCACCACUCCUGUGAAGAGUGUAUGGAUGUUUUACGAUAAUCGUGUAAAUAUGUUGCAAGAGAGACGUCUCACUCAUUUGUAUAGCUUAUUACGUGGCCAACAGCCAACUCCCUAUCUCAAGUUAACGGUACAAAGAGACAAUUUGAUUCAAGAUGCCCUGAUAAACCUUGAAAUGAUUUAUCAAGACAACCCUCAUGAUCUCAAGAAACAGUUAUUUGUUGAGUUUGCUGGUGAACAAGGUCUAGACGAGGGUGGUGUAUCCAAAGAAUUUUUUCAGUUGGUGGUCGAGCAUAUUUUCAAUCCUGAUUAUGGCAUGUUCACGUACGAUGCAGGAACAAGACAGUGUUGGUUUAAUCCUACGUCAUUUGACGGGCAUAAUCAGUUCACGUUGAUCGGUUUAAUAUUGGGUCUUGCAAUCUAUAAUAAUAUCAUACUAGAUGUACAUUUUCCAAUGGUCGUGUACAGAAAACUGUUUGGUAGAAGUGGUAGUUUGGUUGACCUGAAAGAUUCGCAUCCCGUGAUCGCCAGCAGCCUGCAGAAUAUGCUGGAUUUUGAAGGAGAUGUUGAAAAUACAUUCCUCUGUUCGUUUGUAAUCAGUUACACAGAUGUUUUCGGAAAUGUUUUAACUCACGAGUUGAUGGAAAACGGUAAAAAUAUACCGGUCACAAACGAAAACCGGAAGAAAUACGUCGAUCUCUACGUAGAUUACAUUCUCAACAAAUCCAUUGAAGACCAGUUUCGACCAUUCAAGCAGGGUUUCGAUAUGGUCACCAAAGAAUCACCUUUGAAACAACUAUUUCGACCAGAGGAGGUGGAACUGCUUGUUUGCGGCAGCAAGGAUUUCGAUUUUGAAGCUCUUGAGAGUACGACUGAGUAUGAAGGAGGUUUUACUGAAAGUUCACCAAUCAUAAGAUGGUUCUGGGAAAUUGUUCACAACUUCACCCUCGAACAAAAGAAACAACUUCUGAUGUUUAUCACAGGCAGUGAUCGCGUACCUAUUGGUGGCUUGGCAAAACUUAGACUUGUUAUUGCGAGACAAGGUCCUGAUUCUAACAGCCUUCCAACCGCCCACACCUGUUUCAACGUGAUGCUCAUGCCUGAUUACUCCAGGAAAAGCCAGUUAGAGGAGCGUCUUGUGAAAGCAAUAACCUAUAGUAAAGGUUUUGGCCUAAUAUAAUGACUAAAAUGAUCGAAUUGACUUUGAAUGCAGGAACGUUAUUGUCUUGUAUUUGUGUACAUAAAAGUUUCAAAUAUUGUUAUGCCAGUUGAGUUGGUGUGAUAAUGUGUAUGCAAGUUGUGUUUGUAUAUUGUGACGCUUUUCAAAUGUUAAAUGUGAGGUUGUCUUUAGUUUAAUUUCAUAAUGCCCGCGUCUUUAGUUCAAUUUUAUAAUGCUCUUUUCUGCAUUUUUUACAACGUUCGCCUUUUUCGAGCCUGACCUGUUCAUUUUGCUAAACAGAUCAAUUCUGAUGGUUUGCUUUUCUGUUAUGCCGCUAUGCAAUGCGCUUUUCGGCUC